Messenger RNA from Actinia tenebrosa (Australian red waratah sea anemone), 3029 nucleotides. RefSeq names its product transcription activator GLI2.S-like. Gene Ontology annotation, molecular function: DNA-binding transcription factor activity, RNA polymerase II-specific; RNA polymerase II cis-regulatory region sequence-specific DNA binding. NCBI's taxonomy places the organism in Eukaryota, Metazoa, Cnidaria, Anthozoa, Actiniaria, Actiniidae. Gene Ontology annotation, biological process: regulation of transcription by RNA polymerase II. Gene Ontology annotation, cellular component: nucleus. The record is from RefSeq and is a predicted model, not a curated record.
AAGAGCUUCGAUCACCAUGACAUUUCCCGUUAAAAAAAACAGCAAAAGAACAAAGACUCCAAGUACCGAUCAUUUCUUAGUAUUAUUUCCAAAGUAAAGUAUCCCUAUUUUCAAGGUCAUGGAUAAGCAAACGUGUUUGCUGUGGCUCAGGUGGAUAAGCAUCAUAGCGCGGGUGUCUAGGGAUAAAUGGCUUUCGAUGCCAUGAGCCAUAUGUGUGAUAUAUUAGCUAGCCUGAGUUAUUGAGUGAUCGCAUGGACAGCCUGUUGCCAAAACAUAUAGCAGAAUAACCAAUAGAUAGAGUUUAGUGGUAUCAAGCUGAGAUUCGAGAGAACAGCCCAGAUGCAUCCCAUUCAGCGACAAACCCCGGCGAUUCGUUUGAUCGUUGUAAGCGGGCAGGUCUGUGAAUAGAAGCGCGGUUAUAAAGCGAGUUGAACGUCGAAGAUAGUCACUUGACGCUCGCAACGACCCCGAGAACUAGAGAUUUAAAGAACAUCAAGCAUGGACAAUAUAUCCAUGUACAGCCAGGGAGGAACGAUGUCACAUCAGGGUAUCGAACGAGCGCUAGCUAUUGAUCCUAGUAAGGAACCGUCGUUCACCUUAAGUCCUUUUCCCGAAGCAAAUCAAAGCAUGCUUGCGAGAGGUCUUCAUCUACCUCAUCGCCUCCCGGAAACUAUUUACAACUCGAAGUCAAUGUUAGGCAGCGAAGGGCCACCGUACUCAUUCCAGUCGCAUGCGAGUCCAAUUCGAACGUCUUGCUCAUCUUCAAACCACGAAUACCCUCUUGUCUCGCCGUCAGGGAUUCCACUUGGGCAUAGCAUGUACGACUCAAUCUCUAACGGUGGUUCUCGCUAUCCACAAUGUCCAACCAAUUUCAAUCCAAUCGCCUUGCAUCAGCCCAAACCAGAGAUGAAAACUCAUGGACGAAGCUGGAUGUAUCCUCAAAUGGCAGUGCCACCAGAUCUCGAAUCACAACAAAGACCUUAUGGCCCUUUUCGCACUACCAACGAAAUUGGAUUCCCUAGAGUGGAUCUUUACUCACAAUCCUCAUUCGUCUACGACAAUCACCGUCAACUAACUCAUCACCAGAACAUGUAUUCAUCAUUUGUAAGUCCUAAGAUUAUGAACUGUGAAUGGAUCGACCCACAAAACUAUGGCAAAGGCAAGAUAUGUGGCAAGCAGUUCAGCAUCAUGCACGACAUUGUCCGACAUAUAAACGACGAACAUAUUAGCCAGAACGAUUCGCCAUUACAUGUCUGUCACUGGCGAAAUUGCACGCGGAAUGGUCAUCCUUUCAAGGCCAAGUACAAACUUGUCAACCACAUACGAGUCCACACAGGAGAAAAGCCAUUCCCUUGCCCCUUUCCCGGUUGUGGAAAACUAUUUGCUCGCUCGGAAAACUUGAAAAUACACAAACGAACUCACACGGGAGAGAAACCGUUUAUUUGUGAACACCCUGGAUGUGAUCGGCGCUUCGCAAACUCAAGCGAUCGUAAAAAGCAUUCGCACGUCCAUACAUCUGACAAGCCUUAUUACUGCAAAUAUCAAGGGUGUAAUAAAAGCUAUACUCAUCCUUCGUCACUACGUAAGCACAUGAAACUACACGGCUUAUCACCAUCACCUCCUCUCCUAACAGAGACAGGGACGAACAACUCAAAUCAUGACUCCCAAAAUCCUUCCUCUCCUCCGUCUAAUAUUCAACUUGGAGCAAACUCCUCCAACAGUACUCAGAAUUCUACAGGAACAAAUGAAACUAGAGAGAGAAGCCCUAUCUGGUUCUCUUGCAACUGAAUUAAAGACUUAAAUUACCAUUAAUUCAAGAAUUGUGAUGCGGAAUGUAGAAAUAGGUUAAAGUUUGGAACACUCGCUUUAAGCCUAGAGUACUUGACGUUCGUUYUUCACGAAUGUCGUUCUACAUUUUUGAGAGUAUUGUUAUGUACAUCUAAAAAGCUCGUUAGGGUUUAUUGACAUUGAUGAUAAGCAGUUCUACAAAAAAAAAACUACUACAGUUCUAAAAGUAGUCUUGCCGAGAACUGACUUUGAAGCUCCCAUACCAAGAACUCACACUGCUUACAACCAGCUAGAGACAUGUAACCAACACAUCAUCGAAUUCUUAAUCACAACAGCCACACGGCAGUCAAAAUGGUCAGUAAGAUACUACCUCAACCUAAAGGAUUUCCUAAAUUAUCUAAGGUGUUUAUUUGACACCUAGAUAAUAAGAUUUCCCUUGCAAAGUAUUUGUAAAUAUUGAUACACCUAUAUGGUAACUAAUUUUAUGACACAGAGUUUACUUUGUUUUGCUUGACUUGUUUGAAAUCGUAUUUUAGAAUGCCAUGCGUAAAGAAAAUUGAUUUGAUUGAGAACCCCUGAAGAGAACUGUCUCCUCGGAGAGGGUCUCUUUAGAAAGUACAAGUAUUUCUUUAACAGCUUCGACGGAAAUAUCUCGGGGACAUUAGUAAAAUUUGAUAAGUGGUCCACAUUCUUGUGGACGCAAUUGGCAUUGCCUAGACUCUGGGUUUUAAAAAAAUCUGAUUGUCAAUUGUCCAAGCAUUUGAAUGCGUUUAACUGAAAUUCGUUUCGUUUCUUGGUGUUUAUAAAAAUCGGUUUCAUUUCAUGGUCUGCUUUACGUAGCAAACUGAUAUUAAAUUAGAUAGAUAAAUCUAGUGCGAUAAAAGAAUUAAUAUAGUUUUAUCUGAAGUCAUUAAAAACUGAGAUAACGCGGAACUACUCGACGUUCAUAUGUUCAAAUCAUUGGCUCUUCACUAAUUCAAAUAAAAUUUAUUAAUAUAAAACUUUUACUGAUGUGUAUUUAUUGUCAUCUAUCCAUGCUUGUCGUCGAUAUAUUUUGACAGAAAAGUCAUCUUCGUCACUUGUCUAUUCAUGUCUGUCGUUCUCCAUCUGAUAGUACGAGACUAAACUAUUACCGUGCGAGUUCCUAAUUAAGACCCAAGCUUCUUAAUUAUUUAGUAGAGUUAGUUCGACCAAUGUAGCUUGGGUGUGGUAUUUGAUGUUUAAUAAAUGGGCUUUAUUCA